UCCUAGACCGUUCAAAGGAAGAGUUUGGAACAGUCUCUAAUACAUCAUAAACUAUGUUAGAUUGUCUUAUCGUUCUGCAACAAAUAGAGAAUUCGUCUGUAAGACUUAUUUGUACUAUUUAUGCAAAUUUGCAUGUCUAACUUCGGAUACUCUUCGCAUCUUUCAAUAGUGACAUUUAUGUUGAGCUACGGAGUGCAGCAUUACCCCGCUAGGAAUCUUGCUUUUACUCGGUCUGUGAAGUCACUGGCAGACAAGUGGAUUGUACCUGGGAUGCAACGAGUAAAUACUCCGAUUGGAGUUUUUGACCUAUAAAAGCUGGUGUUUCUCCAGAAAAUUUUCUUCGCACACUUUUCUUAAUUUCUCACAAUUGAAGAUGUCGACAAGAAGUAUCUUCGGCGUUCUCGCUACCUUGUUAGCUUCCAGAGUGGAUGCUGUCAACAAUGGUCUAGCUAGAACCCCCCAAAUGGGAUGGGACAAUUGGAAUGCCCUGGGUUGUGACGUGUCUGAGGAGCUUCUUCUCCAAACGGCCGAUUUGAUUGUUGACUAUGGUCUUAAAGAUCUAGGAUAUCAAUAUGUUAUUCUCGAUGAUUGUUGGAGUAACGGGCGGAACGCUAGCGACAACAACACUCUCGUCGCCAAUGCAGAUAAAUUUCCGCAAGGAAUGAAGGCUGUAGCAGAUGCAAUUCAUGACCUUGGUUUGAAAUUUGGCAUGUACUCAGAUGCUGGCGAAUACACCUGUGGCGGAUACGCUGGAAGUCUAGGAUAUGAAACUGUCGAUGCGAAUUAUUUUGCUUCGGUGGGAGUUGAUUAUUUGAAAUAUGAUAAUUGUUACAACACUGGACAAGCAGGAACUCAAUAUUUGAGUUCUCAAAGAUAUCAGGUGAUGGCGAAAGCACUUAAUGCUACUGGACGACCUAUUCUUUACUCCCUUUGUAACUGGGGAGAAGACUCUCCAUGGAAUUGGGGAUCAACUACAGCAAACAGUUGGAGAAUCUCCGGUGAUGUGUAUGAUUCAUGGGAUAGAGCAGACGCAAGAUGUCCAUGCGAUGGCCCUGAUGCAUUUAACUGCGUAUUACCCGGCUUUCAUUGCUCGAUUGUCAAUAUCAUGAACAAAGCUUCUUUCAUCGUAUCAAAGGCACAACCAGGUGCCUGGAACGAUUUAGAUAUGUUGGAGGUUGGCAAUGGAGGAAUGACCGAUUCCGAAUAUGUAGCUCACUUUAGCAUGUGGGCGAUCGCAAAAAGUCCCCUCAUUCUCGGCAACGACCUCCGCAAGAUCCAACCCGCCGAUCUAGCAAUCAUCUCCAACCCAGCCGUUAUCGCUGUGAACCAAGAUCCGCUAGGUAGUAGCGCCGCUCGUCGCUGGAUGUACUCUACUGAUGCUACUGACGAGAACGGCGUUGCCACAAUCCAAAUGUGGUCUGGCGCUCUCCAAGCCACCACCAAUAGCACGACCAGUGACUAUGUUCUUCUCCUAAUUAAUGGUGGCAAUGAAACUCUUACCAUGAACGCUACAUUGGCCGAUAUCUUCAUUGAUUACGGAACUGGAGGCACAGCUAAACAAGUCUCUAUGGAGUGGGAAUUACGCGAUCUCUGGGCAAAUCGCAUGGAUGAUGCUACUGCUAAAGCGAUUAUUGACGCAAGUACCGCGACUGGAAAUGCGACGACGGGUUAUAACGCUACGACGGUUGGGGAGGAAAGAUAUAAUGCGACGGAAAUGAGUUAUGAAGAUGGCUUGGCGGCGGGGAGAAGUGAGUUGUUGGGGAAUUUGACGGGGACGGUUAAACCCAGCGGAACAGUGAUUGCAGAUGUGGAAGCGCAUGGGGUGAAGAUGUUUAGAAUGAGACCGGUGGAAACUGGUUUGAGGAAAAGGGACGAAUUGUAGUUGAGGGUUCCGAGUUUUGUAAUGUAGAUAAGGUGAAGAUAAAUAUUUUGGAAUUGUUGUAGGUGUUAAAAUUUACAUAAAAUCACGUAAUAAUG
Messenger RNA from Botrytis porri, 1977 nucleotides. RefSeq lists its product as uncharacterized. Bases 374 to 1882 code for a protein of 502 amino acids. Lineage: Eukaryota; Fungi; Ascomycota; Leotiomycetes; Helotiales; Sclerotiniaceae. The record is from RefSeq and is a predicted model, not a curated record. The transcript has 4 exons. Gene Ontology annotation, molecular function: alpha-galactosidase activity. Gene Ontology annotation, biological process: carbohydrate metabolic process.